AUGCUGUCCGAGUUGACAACAUCAACUACACAGCCAUUUGAACGAAGAAAUCAGCAAAGUUUCUUACUCAGUUCUGCCAGGAGAGGUCCCGCAGUGCAAAAAUGUGCAAGAUUUGGAGUGGAAUCGAAAAAAACUGUUCUGAUUCCCCGAAAAGAAGUGGGAUGGAAGUAUCGACAAUGUUCUCCACGUUAUAACACUAUAAACGAAAUUAGCCAGGGACGAGAAAACGCGUGCUACGCUGGAGUACAGCAGAACACCAGAGUGGCGAGAGAGAGCGUUCCUCGUAAAGGAUGGUGCCAGACACGAGUGCUAUUCGCUCAGCUGAGCGCACGUCGGACGACCGCUGAUGUUAGAGACAUUUGA
Necator americanus (New World hookworm) is the source of this 363-nucleotide messenger RNA. RefSeq lists its product as uncharacterized. NCBI's taxonomy places the organism in Eukaryota, Metazoa, Nematoda, Chromadorea, Rhabditida, Ancylostomatidae. The transcript has 7 exons. The coding region runs from base 1 to 363 and encodes 120 amino acids. The record is from RefSeq and is a predicted model, not a curated record.